Molecule: messenger RNA, 2318 nt
Organism: Labrus mixtus (cuckoo wrasse)
Lineage: Eukaryota; Metazoa; Chordata; Actinopteri; Labriformes; Labridae
Gene: smpd5
Product: sphingomyelin phosphodiesterase 5
Exons: 8
Coding region: 262-2034 (590 amino acids)
Biological process (GO): sphingomyelin metabolic process
Cellular component (GO): cytoplasm; extracellular region
Molecular function (GO): sphingomyelin phosphodiesterase activity
Source: RefSeq, a predicted model, not a curated record
UGGAGCACGGUGGUCUAGUGUUCAAGGGGACCACUUCAAUGAACUGUUUCACAAGAAAGGACAUUUCCUUUAGAAUAUGUGACCAAAUAAAUAAAUGCAUGGGCAGCUUGCUCGCGGUAUGGACUCAUCAGACGGACUGCUCCAGCUUCCCUGCAAAGUGUCCAUUGGAGCCCAUGAAGGAGAGAAUUGGCUUUGGAAACAGGCUUUGACCACCCAGUCCUGAUGUGUUUCAUCCUGAUUGUUGCAUAGGGAAGGGCAGGAAUGGCACUGCGAGCGUCUCCAUUUCCUAAUGGGUUUGUUGCAUGCCUCCAUGAUGUGGGAUGGGCUUUAAUCCUGCCUUGUUUCUGGUUUCUUGAUCGCCUCAUUGCUCUGUUAAAGUCCACCACCUUCGAGAAAAGCCAGCGAGUGGAGCAAGAAUGCUACCUCCACCCCCUCAAGGUUUUCUUUGGAUUUAUUCUCUUCUUCAUUCUUUUUCUUGCUACAGCACCCUUUGCCUUCCUGGGCUUUUUGCUCUGGGCACCACUGCAGGCCUGCCGAAGGCCAUUUUGCUACCACAGAGAGAUACCCUCCUCACCGGAGACAGAGAUACACAGGGGCUUUGAGUUGGUAGGAAAGGCAUCAUUUGGAUUCGCCACAGCCAACCUGUGUCUCUUGCCUGACGGCAUUGCUCGUUUCAACAAUUUGGGGCACACCCAACACAGAGCCGCAACAAUUGGUCAGCACAUUGUGCAUGGUGUGUGCAGACCGCAUAUUCGCAUCUUUGUUGACUCCCCCAGCAGUUGUGGUACUCUCAGUCCCUCCAACAGCAUACUACCAGCAGGUAACUCGUACACAUAUGGGGCUACGGAUAGACAGACACAGCCCCCAGUAGGUAAUCAUUCGGACUCAACUGAAGGACACGUUUCUAUCCCUAAGACUAAUAGUCAUGUAGUUUGUGAUCCCUGUGAUGAUACAAAAGAGCCCUCCACUGAGCCACCUUCAACCCUUUUUAAUUCAAAUCAGAACUCCAACCAGCAGGAUGGAACAGGGCACCGUAGUGCCCCCCGAGCUCUUCUCUCUCAGGGUCUCCGCCAGCAGGACAACCCACCCUGGGAGGUGUCGUCGUUGUUCCCUGCCAAUGUGGACAUUCUGUGCCUAGAGGAGGUGUUUGAUAAAAGGGCAGCAAAGAAGCUCACCAAAGCACUGAAACCAGUGUUUGGACACAUACUCUAUGAUGUUGGUGUUUAUGCCUGCCAGCCACCAUGCAGCUGUUCCUCUUUCAAGUUCUUCAACAGUGGCCUGUUUGUAGCAAGCCGAUUCCCUGUGCUAGAAGCCCAGUACCACUGGUUUCCAAACAGCCGUGGGGAAGACGCACUGGCUGCCAAGGGCCUCCUUUCUGCCAAGGUGCUAAUUGGGAAGAAUCGGAGACAGAAGAAAGUGGUUGGCUUUUUUAACUGCACACAUCUUCAUGCACCAGAAGGUGAAGGAGAAAUUCGCUGUGAGCAGUUAAACAUGGUAACCAAGUGGAUUGGUGAUUUUCAAGCAGCAAACAGACUGCCUGAUGAGGAUGUUGCUUUUGACGUGCUAUGUGGAGAUUUCAACUUUGAUAACUGCUCACCUGAUGACACCCUGGAACAGAAUCAUUGUUUGUUUGAGGAAUACAGAGACCCGUGCAGGGCAGGGCCUGGAAAAGAGAAGCCAUGGGUCAUAGGUACUCUGCUGGAGCAACCCACGCUCUAUGAAGAUGACAUAAACACAGCAGAAAAACUGCAAAGAGCUCUGGAGAGCGAGGAGCUGAGAAAGCGGUAUAUCUCCCCUCCUGUUCCUGCGAAGGGUUGUGAAAUGGUUUACCCUGAGGCUGACCAGCCAUGGAUCGGACGUCGAAUAGACUACAUUCUGUAUCGUGAAAGCUCCAUCUCAAAGCACUGUAGAACGGAAAUUGAAGAGGUGACCUUUGUUACCCAGCUGGCUGGCCUUACAGACCAUAUUCCUGUGGGCUUGAGACUAAAUGUGACUAUGGACUCUGACAGUGCUGAAGAACAAGGGCUAAAAUGAACUCAGAAUCAUAAAGGGAACAAAAUGUACUGAAACGUACACUGCUCUGAUCUAUACAGGCAUCACUAUGUCUGCUUUACAUACUUGAAUUUUGAUUCAAUGACAAUGUACAGAGACCAAUGAGAUGAUACCUCAAGACAUUCAAGUUUUACAAUGUUUACAAUUUUAUACGUAGAGGUGUGUCAAUGACAAUGGCAUUGAUUUUGUAAAAUAUAAAUAUAUUUGUAGGAUUUUUCAUUCAGAUUUUUUUCCUACAGAAAUAAAUUUUAAAUAAUUGAUUUGUA